UUUUAUUUGCCUGACUGCUGGUUGGUGAAUUAUCUUUACAUUAUGAUUAAUAGGCAUCCUGUUGAUUCAACUGAAAAGCAGUGAUAGGUUGGGAUAACCAGCUAACCCUGCAGUUUUCAUUAAUAAAACUUCCUCAUUCGAACAAAUUAACACACAAUCUGCUUUAGUCUAGAAUAGUACCACAGACUCAGCCAACUACUACCACUACACAAACUGAUCCAUCAAAACAACACACAACAAAGCCUGACAACAUUACCAGGAAUCGGCUAAAAGUGUUCUAAUUAGGUCUGGAAUACAACAGCUGACUUUGAGAGUGAGUCACUGCACGAGAUAAUUUAGACAUCCACUUCCUGUAUACACUACAUUUAUAUUCAGACUACAUAUCUGUGUACACGAGCAGCUUGAAAAGAGCUAACUGUGCAAUCCAGAAGCAUGGCAACACAGGUUAAAAUUGAGCCAUUCAACAGACUGAUCACCCACAUUGGAAAUGAUCUUUUAGAGGAUGACAUUGCAAGUUUGAAGAUGCUACUAAGGGGUCCUAAGUUUGAGCGAGGGAUUCUAGAGGGAGCUGCCAAAGGUCUAGAGCUAAUUGAGCUUCUCGUCUCUAAAGAAACUGUUUCAAAGAGUGAUGUGUCUUAUCUAACAAAGCUGUUAACAGAAAUUGGACGCAUCGAUCUGGCAAGGAAAGUAGAGGAAUAUGAUGAAUUUGGUGAUGAAACAUCAAUUCUUGACGCAGUUCAAGCGGGCAAGAUUAACGGAGUGAAAAAAAUAUUGAGCAGACAGAAAAAUUCUCUAGACAAAGACCAGCGAGACUCUGAUGGAUGCACUGUACUGCACAUCGCUGUAAAACACAAUGAUAUUGAUAUAGCAAGAUCACUGAUUGAUGCUGGGUUUGACAUUAAUGCCACUGAUGAAAGAGAAUGGACAGUUCUAAGGCAUGCUGUUUACCGCAGCAAUCUUGAUAUGAUAAGGUUACUUGUUGAUAGUAAGGUUGAUAUUGCAUCAGAUCCUUAUGGAGAUGUCAUAGAUUUGGCUGUUGGUAAAUCCUCUCUUCAGUUAGAAAUGUGCCAGGAAUUAUUACGAGGUGGAAGUGAUAUAAUGUACACAGAUGAGGAAGGAACGAAUAUAUUGAAUCAUGCUAUUUGCAGUCAAAGCCCUUUAGAAGUCAUAGAGUUAUGCAUUAAGCGAGGGUGUGAUGUCAAUAAUCAUAACAGAUACAACGACACCCCACUGUACAAUACUAGCAGCGAUUUGUCAAUGACAGAAGAAUCAAAACUGAAGGUCUCCAAGAUGCUUGUUGAAGCUGGUUGUGAUGUAAAUGCUAAAUGUCAGCAAGGCAGAACUGUACUUAUACGAACAGUAAUGAACGAUCAUCCAGAACUUUUCAAAUAUUUAAUAUCCCUGGAAAACAUUGAUCCAAACAUCGCUGAUGAGGAUGGAGAUAAUGCACUUCAUGAAGCAGCGAAAUGUAGAUCACCUAAAUAUUUAGAACUGAUCAUUGAAAGUGGCAAAGUAAGCAACUUAGAUGAACUGAAUGAUAGUGGAUAUGCUGCACUCCAUUUAGCUGUCCUAUAUUAUGGGAAAAGUGCAAUCCCAAAGUUAGAUACCCUAUUCACUGCCGGUUGUGAUGUCUCAGUCCAAAACAAAACUGGAAAAACAAUUCUUCAUGUGCUGUGUGUGGUUGGAAAUUUACCAGAGUCAUUAAGAUGUGAGAUUUUGGAGCAUCUACUACAGAAUGAGAAAGUGAAAUCCAUCGUGAACAACAAAGACCAAGAUGAAUUCACUGCCCUUCAUUAUGCAGUGAAAGAAAUGCACCCAGGACUCGUGAAGAUCCUGCUUCAGAAUAAAGCCAGAGUCAACAUUUCCAACAAGUUUGGCCAAACAGUAUUAGACCUCCCAGCAUCUAGGGAUGCUAGUAUCAACCACAUGUUGAAACUAGAAAAACAUCGUAUUGAGGAAAGCGUCACUUACGUCGAUGCUGUAACCUUCCUGCAGAAACUUAACCACACCAUUACCAAGGAUGAUAUCUUUGAGAAGAAGUCUGAAGCUUUGGAUCAUAUAUUGAAGCUUAAAGACCUCAUUGAAGACCACAUAAGUACUGAGGGUGGAGGCUUAGAUAUGCUGAUGCCCCCUGAAGACAGAGAGCUGAUACGAAGCAACUAUGCCACACUGGGGGAUGAGAUUGAACCUGGAUCAUUGCUGAGUCACUUAUUACAAUUGGGAGUGUUGACCCCUGACCUAAAGGAUGAAAUAGAGGCUCAAAUAACAAGGAAGAAGAAAGUUGAGAAGCUACUAGACAUUUUACCAAGACGUGGCAAGAACACAAUAGAACUACUGUGCCAGGCAUUGGGGAACACUGGACAGGCACAUGUAGCUGAAAUACUUCAAAAAUAA
This is a messenger RNA of Owenia fusiformis, 2394 nucleotides long. Lineage: Eukaryota; Metazoa; Annelida; Polychaeta; Sabellida; Oweniidae. The record is from the annotation of a GenBank genome assembly.